CGCUCCCCACCACGUUGCGCGAGUGCUCGAGGUCCGCUUGCGCCUCGCUGCCACCUCCAAAAUCCCAGCCUUCGCCGUGGCUCCGCAACGCUGACAUUGUUUGCUGUCAAACAUUGGAUGCAAACACCCGUAGUGGGGUCGAACGGUACUGCUAGUGCGCUACCACCAUGAUUGGUCAGCGAGCCCCUCGAGGCACGUCGUGCCGUUACUGGUGGGCGUAGCCGAACAGCAAGUAUAAAUAGCACUCGUGGCGGGGAGAACGUCAGAAACGCGCGGCUUCUCGAUGGGAUCGUUUUAACGUUCACGUUGCUCGCAGCUGCGAACAGACAGCGAGAGCAGGGUGAAGGAGGGUGUGACAGAGAGAAAGAGAGAGAGAGAGAGAGAGAGAGAGAGAGAGAGAGUGAAAGGGGGGGGAGGCGAAAGAGAAGAAGGAAGAAGAAGAAGAAAUAAACCAAGAAGAAGAGAGAAAAAGCGUGAUUGUUCGGUGUGUUGUGUAGUAGAACAUGUAGGCAGGAAAUAAUCGAAGAAGUAGAAAUUGAGUGAACGUAUGUGACGAGGUAUGGUGUUAAUCACGUGCUUAGGGACGAAUCUGAUCUGAAAGUGCGAACACAGUACGGUGUUACGACAAAAAGGGAACGUACAAAACGAAGUAUGGUGAAUAUGGAGGGUUCGGGGGAUCAGCAUACCGUGACAGCUUCACCGCCGCCGCCACGGACUGCCCUCAAAAGCAGCUUCAGCAUCCGUAGCAUCUUGCCGGAAGCAUGUGCGGGGACCCCCGCGCCGUCGAUCAGCCAGUCUGACUCUUCCGACGUCGGUCACGCCGAUGAUAGCGACGAUAGCAGUGAUCUCGAUGUAACCGGUGGUGGCGCGGAAACGCCGCCCUUGGAUUGCUCGACGAGUGCGGCGUCCGUCAGCCCGACGAGCCAAAAAGAUACGAAAGACCAGUCGGAGGACAAGAAGAAGGCGGAAAAGCCCCCGUACAGCUACAACGCGUUAAUCAUGAUGGCCAUUCGGCAAAGCCCCGAAAAGCGGCUCACCUUAAACGGCAUUUAUGAAUACAUAAUGCGCCACUUUCCGUACUACGAAAAUAAUAAACAGGGUUGGCAAAAUUCCAUUCGGCACAAUCUAUCUCUGAACAAGUGCUUCGUUAAGGUGCCUCGUCACUAUGACGAUCCGGGAAAGGGCAAUUAUUGGAUGCUAGACCCAAGCUCCGAGGACGUAUUCAUCGGUGGUGCCACGGGGAAACUCCGGCGCAGAACCACAGCAGCUUCGAGGUCCCGACUGGCGGCCUUCAAAAGAAGCGUGGUGCUCGGCGGGCUUUAUCCGACGCCUUACGCGCCACCAGGUUGGCCGACGUCACUCUACGCUCUGCCAUCAUCGCUCUGUCUUCAUCGCGCGGUUGCGUAUCCUCCGGUGACUGGCGGCUCUUACACCACCCCCGCCGGAUAUCCCGCCAGUUUGUUGCCCGGGGCGGCGACCACUGGUUCAUCGGUUACGAGCUUGCCUUGCAAACCGCAGCCUCUCCCAGCGACGGCGGCACCGACGGCGACGGCGGCCGCGAAUCCGGCAACCCACGGAGCCUUCUCCGUCGAAAGGCUACUUCAAGCGCCGACUGGCUAUCCCGGCGGUAUCAGCAUUCCGACCUCCGGAAUCUCGCCGACGGGAAAUCCUUACCAGGACUUUUAUAGCACCCUAAGAUCUAUAACGAUACCACCGAUUCCGGCGUCGAUAUUCCAUCAGCAAUCCACUAGAUAUCAUCUCGGCCAAACGUCUCAAGUUCUAAGUCAACCUCCCUCAAGUACGACUUCGCCUGGAAGCAGUCCAGAGCCGAUGGAUCCGCAUUCACCGCCGGUUACCGUCUGCAAUCCUGCAAUCCAGCCAUCGAGGCCACUUCCUCACAGUCCGCCGCAACUACUUCUAAAACCCAUCACGGUUCUCACCGGCCGACAAAGCUGAAUCGCCAUUUAAUCGCAAUCCUCGAAUACGGCCAUCUUCAGCAAGUGCGGCACGAUCUCACUUCGCAUGGAAAAUUUCACUCAUUUUGUUAGAUUUCUAUAAAGAUGAGUGUAGCCGAUACUUGGUAAAUUUAGCUGGACUAAAUUUUCCCUCCAAAUUUAUAAAUUCAUUUUUCUGUAUUAUUGGCAACGCGAUUUUAGCAGCGAAAUGGAAAAUAUAUUUUUCCCGAGAAGAAUUUUAAAAAUGAAUUCAUACAUUAAGUAGCAUAGUAUUUAAAAUAUGAAACUCUUCGCGAUUUUAGCAUUUUUGAUGCGAAUAUCAAAGCGAUUGUAUUCAAUUUGUAUAAUUGUAUUUUGACUUAUACUUAAAUUCGUUUUCAUUUGUACAUACUUUCAUGUUCGACACAUUGCUCUCUUUCUUCACAUGUAAAUAUUACGUCAAACGACAACGUUCGUUUAUGAAACGAUAUUGUCGCUGGAGAUUUACCAAAAUGUAAAUCUUGAGAUUGAAUCUCAAUGAUUUUCGAGUUAUAAGUGAAAUAGUAUAACGAUAAAUAUAAUUAUGUAGAUAGAAUUUUAACUUGUGAUCUCUUUUUGAUGGUCCUAACAUGUACAAUGAUCAAUCGAUAAUUAUGUAUAGUCGGACUUAUAAAUAGCUAUUCUCGCAGUUUGUUAUUGCAACGUGUACAUAAAAAUUAUUGUUGCUAAAGAUAUUACAAAUAUUAUAUAUGUAUAUAGAAUUGAAGAUAAGGAUAAACGUCUGUGAGAAACAUAUAUAUGUCAGCAAAAUAAAUGUCCGAGACUUUUUUAAAAAUUCCAUGUCGCUAUAUUAAUAUUUACCUUACGACGACGCACCGAAAAAAUAUUGAAAAAUGCAACAUUUAUUAUACAAUUUAUACAAAAUGGAAAUAGCUUAUUCGAAAAAUCUCUCAACGCAUUAAUAUUGUACAGUGUAUUGUAAUAUAUUUAUUUAUUACUUCAUAUUUUUUAUUUUUUUCUACUUUUUAUUGUGACUGGGUCUAAGUACUAAUAUAUCAUACGCGUACCUUUUUUUGUUAAUAAAAAUUAUUUGAACAAAAAAA
This is a messenger RNA of Monomorium pharaonis (pharaoh ant), 3037 nucleotides long. RefSeq names its product fork head domain transcription factor slp2. NCBI's taxonomy places the organism in Eukaryota, Metazoa, Arthropoda, Insecta, Hymenoptera, Formicidae. Gene Ontology annotation, biological process: regulation of transcription by RNA polymerase II. Gene Ontology annotation, cellular component: nucleus. The transcript has a single exon. Gene Ontology annotation, molecular function: sequence-specific double-stranded DNA binding; DNA-binding transcription factor activity. The coding region runs from base 652 to 1956 and encodes 434 amino acids. The record is from RefSeq and is a predicted model, not a curated record.